Temnothorax curvispinosus is the source of this 657-nucleotide messenger RNA. RefSeq lists its product as uncharacterized. The transcript has a single exon. Bases 1 to 657 code for a protein of 218 amino acids. Lineage: Eukaryota; Metazoa; Arthropoda; Insecta; Hymenoptera; Formicidae. The record is from RefSeq and is a predicted model, not a curated record. Gene Ontology annotation, molecular function: nucleic acid binding. Gene Ontology annotation, biological process: DNA integration.
AUGGAAAUCACCCCGGAAUCUGUGGCACUAAAAGCUGCUGCACGGUCGUACGCAUGGUGGCCUCGAAUUGAUACAGACAUCGAAUUAUUAGUCAAGAACUAUAAAGCAUGUAUGGAAGUACAAUCCGCACCUGCAAAAACUCCUACGGAACAGUGGAAGUCAUCGAAGAAACCAUGGAGUCGCCUGCAUGUUGAUUUUGCAGGUCCAAUUGAAGAACAAACGUUCUUUAUUACGGUGGAUGCAGCAACAAAAUGGUUAGAGGUAAAAAGAGUUUCAUCUCCGAGCUCAGCUGUAGUAAUCCGAGAAUUACGACAACUCUUCGCUACAUUCGGAGUACCAGAUACUAUCGUGAGCGACAACGGCACAGUUUUUGCUUCUACGGAGAUAAGAGAUUUUUACUCAAAAAACGGCACUAAAUGGUUGCACACCGCAGCAUAUAACCCGCAGGCAAACGGACAGGCGGAGAGAAUGGUACAAACUACAAAAAGAUCGCUAAAAAGAUUAACCGACGGAGAUUGGGAAGUAAAAAUAACCCGAUUUCUUCUAAAACACCAUACUAUGCCAUCGUCCUCAUCAGGAAAAAGUCCGGCGGAAGAAAUGUUUAACCGCAGACUAAGAACGGCGUUGGACAAAAUGAGGCGAAGGAUGAAGAAAUAG